CUGAUUCACUCACUCCCAGAUUAUCUUGCCAUACAAGGUUCUGCCACGCCAUCAGAAUGGGCCUUUUCAAGUGGCAGCAUCACAGAUCAGAGUCAACACAACCAGCUCACACCUGAUAUCUUCGAGGCACUCCAAUUGUUGAAGAGUGCUUAUCACAAC
Molecule: messenger RNA, 159 nt
Organism: Suillus subaureus
Lineage: Eukaryota; Fungi; Basidiomycota; Agaricomycetes; Boletales; Suillaceae
Exons: 1
Source: RefSeq, a predicted model, not a curated record